UCAGUUUCUGUUCAUUUAGCGCUGCUUUCAUGUGGAAAGGAGGAGCGUUUAUCACCGUGCUUAUCGCUGUUUGUGCUCAUUAUUAUUUCACUUUUCUCCACGAAGACACAGGAAAAGAAGACAGGUCGGUUUGAGUCCAACUUUCUACUUUAAUGCUGUUUACGAGGUGUUUUAUCACAAGAAUGUCCUCCAGCCUUCACCGUCACGUCAUCUGGGAGUCAGAGGGGCUGGUGGCUUACCUUCAUCCCCGGCCCUGGACUCCAGGCUCUGUUAUCCUGGAGCGCAGCACUCCUGGCAGGCUGGGAGGCAGCAUCUUCCACCUGGAGGAGCCCGAAUACUUAUCCUGGCUGUUAGGGGCGAGAACCGUCUCAGAGCUGCUGUGCGACAGGCUCGGGGUUCGCAGGUGUGCUCUGGUGUCCAGACCUCACCGAGACAGACCCGCCCAGAUCCGAGUCCUCCCACUGCACGGCCUGGAUGCAGAGUGGCGCCCUCACCUGGCAGGAGACGAGGAGCACAACGCCCACGACCCGGGAUACUGCACCUCAAGGACUGCUCCCCGAUGGAGUGACUCCCGCCUGACUGAUAUCCAGAACAAGAUUCGUGCCAAGCUACCGGCCCCCGAUGCCCCGCACAAUCUGACGUUCCUCGGGGAUGAUCCGGCUCACCCCGGUCUGUUCUCGCGCAUCGUUCGUGGGGAGGAGCAGCAGUGGCGGGUGUGGGACGACGAGGGUCACGUGGCCUUUCUCACUCCUUUCCCAAAUUCCCCUGGAUUUACCGUGCUGGUACCACGCCGACCUUUGACCUCAGAUAUAUUCAGACUAGAAAAGGAUGAUUAUGAGCGGCUGGUGCUGGCGACCCGGAAGGUGUCGAGGCUUCUCGAGGAGGCGUUUAACGCCUGGGGGGUGGGGCUUAUUUUUGAGGGUUUUGAGAUUGACUACGCUCACGCCAAGUUGAUACCGCUGCUCUCACCCUCAUCUUCAGGGGAAGGAGACAAUAAAACUAAACCACCACCCCAGUUCUACCCCACCUAUCCUGGAUAUGUGAGCUCAGAAGACGGUUUUGAAGCCAGCCCGGAAAGUCUGAAGGAGAUACACGCCAAAAUGACUGCUUAAAGCUGUUACUGAUUGAGUUUGAUUCUUACUCGUGUGUUAAAUUCUCAGUCUCAGCAUGACCACUAACAGUUUGAAUCCCUCUCAGACUUUAAUGAUUAAUAACAGCUGUGAGAAAUAACAAACACCUGGAAAAUGUCCUGAUGCAAAUGCGAAGAGUCAUCGUUCAGUGGGAGCACUUUAAAAAAAAAAAAAUGUAUUGCACAUUAAAAAAAAAAUACAUGCAGCAUUUUUUAGAUUAGGGUUACACACUGGGUUUUAUCAGCUCCUCCUGCAAAUUUCUCUUUUGAUAAUCUGAUGAUUCCAAUAUUUUUUGCUUUCUUGUUGAAAACAAAUGUUAUAUGAUUUUUCCAAAUGAGGUUUUCAUCACUUAAUACAAUGUUGAUUGGGUAGAAAUUGGCAUUUUUGUUGCCAAUAUUGUGUAUUAUAAUUAUUUUUCUUUAUUAAUAUGCUGCAGGUGAUUCAAAGAUUAACACAAUGUUAACAAAACUCACACAAAAUGUCCCAUUAAUUUUCAUUCCUCUAAGAUUGUUGACUAUACUUUUUUUUUUCAAUACAGAAUCAUUUUUGUAAACCUGUCUUAUCGUUGGUUAAUCAUCACAGGACAAAGAUGUGAUUUAGUACCAGCUCUAGUAUGUAACCUGGUGAGUAAAGUGAUGCCAAGUGCCUUGUUUCCACUACGGUCGGAGAUCUGAUUAAGAAAUCAGUUAAUGACUCGUACUUUAUAUACCAGCUUUAAUUUGCCUUUAUCAGUUUAGAAGGAGACAGAAUAAAAUACAAGUUGAAACUGAAAUUAACUGGUGAUGUGUUAUUUAAAGCUGAUUUUUUUAUUAGGAAAAAGAUUGUUUAUUCUAAAAUAAGCAUGUUCUCUAGCUCAGAAUACAAGAUAACAUCAAUAUAAUCAAUUGUCAAGAUCAUCACAAAUAAAUG
Messenger RNA from Scomber scombrus (Atlantic mackerel), 2039 nucleotides. RefSeq lists its product as uncharacterized. The record is from RefSeq and is a predicted model, not a curated record. Bases 153 to 1112 code for a protein of 319 amino acids. The transcript has 3 exons. Gene Ontology annotation, molecular function: catalytic activity. Lineage: Eukaryota; Metazoa; Chordata; Actinopteri; Scombriformes; Scombridae.